UAAUGUAUCCAAAAGCAAAUCUUUGAUUUUUCGACUCGAAUUCUAUGGCAGCAAAUCUACUCUCACAAACUCCUGAUUUAAGAACUUAGAUCUGCAGACGUUAUUGCCACAAAAAUUAGGGCAUAUUCGGACAAACAAAAAGAUCCUGAGAGCUUUUUCGUCAUUCCAAGAAAUUAACGGCCCAGUUUCAUUGCUCCCCCAAAUAUAUUCCUCUCUUCAAUUCUCACUCUUUAUCUAUCUGUCUCUCUCUCCCUUUGCACACACUUUUUUUUCACACAGUCAAAUAUAAUGGCGUUGCAAUUAUACAGUGCAGUUCCGAGGAGUUCAAUGAUGCAGAAUUCAUGGGUGCAUGGAGUUGCGGCGAAGCAGCUAUUUGUACGGGGCGAUUGCCCCCAGCUGGUGAAGAGGAGGCUGAGCUUGAGCGUGGGGGUGAGGUGCAGCUUGGACGCGGCUGUGGAGCCGGCCGAGGUGGAGGUCGUGGCGGAGGUGGGGACGGUGACGGCUGUUACGAACGAUACCUUUUGGCCCAUCGUCAAAGCCGCCGGUGAUAAGACUGUUGUUGUGGAUAUGUACACUCAGUGGUGCGGACCUUGUAAGGUAAUCGCGCCAAGAUAUCAGGAACUGUCUGAAAAAUACAACGAUGUUGUGUUCUUGAAGCUCGACUGCAACAAUGAAAACAGAGUUAGUGAACCACUUGCAAAAGAGCUGGGGAUCAAGGUGGUUCCUACCUUCAAGAUUUUGAAGGAUAGCAAGAUUGUUAAAGAAGUAACAGGAGCCAAAAUUGACAAUUUAAUUGUUGCAAUUGAUGCUGUAAGAUCCAGUUAGAUCAUUAGAUUGUAAUAUAAUGUUAAUAGAUCAAAGACAACUGUGCUCAUUCAUAAAUGAAUCUGCCAUUAUGCUA
This is a messenger RNA of Salvia splendens (bonfire salvia), 901 nucleotides long. Its product is annotated as thioredoxin F2, chloroplastic. The transcript has 3 exons. Bases 289 to 825 code for a protein of 178 amino acids. The record is from RefSeq and is a predicted model, not a curated record. Lineage: Eukaryota; Viridiplantae; Streptophyta; Magnoliopsida; Lamiales; Lamiaceae.